Messenger RNA from Leptonychotes weddellii (Weddell seal), 883 nucleotides. RefSeq names its product NADH dehydrogenase [ubiquinone] iron-sulfur protein 6, mitochondrial-like. The record is from RefSeq and is a predicted model, not a curated record. Gene Ontology annotation, cellular component: respiratory chain complex I. NCBI's taxonomy places the organism in Eukaryota, Metazoa, Chordata, Mammalia, Carnivora, Phocidae. Gene Ontology annotation, biological process: mitochondrial electron transport, NADH to ubiquinone.
AUGGCGGCGGCAGCGACCUUCCGGCGGCUGCUGGGCCGGAGCGGCACGGCGGCGCUGAGCCCGCCCCGCGGCGCCAGGUGUUUGGCGGUGCGGACGUCGCCGACCGGGGAGAAGAUUACGCACACCGGGCAGGUUUAUGAUGAUAAAGACUAUAGGAAAAUUCGGUUUGUGGGUCGUCAGAAAGAGGUAAGCGAGAGAUCUAGUAAAAGAGAGGUAGGCUUUCAUAAAACCUUUAUAGAACCAAUGAGAAGUGAAAGUUAAUAUAUAGCCUUAAAUUCUCAAAUUGUGAGCCCCCGAGAAGCUCUGGAAUUCUGCAUUUCUUUGAAAUGUCUACGUGUCUACAUUUGUUUUGUUUUGUUUCCUUCUGAAAUAUAUAAGAUGACAUCUUGUAAGUGUAGUCUGGGUUUAUGUAUAAAUGGGAGUGGUCUUUUUCUUUUUUCUUCAUUUCUGUGCCUUAUACCCCUGAGACCCUCAGAUUAAAGGAAGUCACAUCAACUUUUAAAAAUUACUCUUUCAGUCACCUUUUGGGGUAUUCUUCUCCUAUUUCCUGCCAAACAGACGAGGUUGUGUUCUUACAGGGACUGACACUUCUGAGCUGAACCUGGCAGGAGGACUGUCCUGCCCUGAUUGGGUGUGUCCCACCAUGACUGCAGGAGAGAGGAUGCUGAUAGUGGUGUCCUCCACCUACAGGAGCCUGUGCUCUUCCUAAUUCCUCUCUCACCCGCGCUGCCAGAUCCCCAGUCUUCGUGCAUGUUGGUUCGGGUGGUAUUCCAUUUCUGAGUCCUUUUGUCCUCCAUAGUCCCCUUGAGCCCCUCCUUCCCUCAGUCAGCCUUCUUGUUACUCCUCAGUGUCUUAAGUUGUGUUUCCCCUCCCCUCUGAUCUU